AUGCUCCGCGUCGGUCUCCAGCGCGCCCGCUUCGGCCUCGGUUGCCGCGCGUUGGCUUCGUCGCCCGUGACGCCGAUGUUGCGGCAGUACCUCGAGCGCAAGAAGGAGUACCCUGAUUGCCUUUUGCUCUACCAAGUGGGCGACUUUUACGAGCUCUUUGCCGACGAUGCGCGCCGCGCGUCGCAUCUCUUGAAUCUGGCGCUGACGCGCAAGGCGAAAUCCAAGCAAGCGCACGACAUGGACAUCAUGUGCGGGUUUCCGGUCGCGUCGCUCAACACGUACGUCGAGAAGCUUGUUCGGCACCACGGUGAGAAGGUCGCCAUCUGCAACCAGACCGAGUCGGCGACGGCCGCCAAGCAGCGCAAGGGUGUCGGCGUCCAUGCGCUCGUCCAGCGCCACGUUGUGCGGGUGGUCACGCCCGGGUCGCUCACGGACGACUCGAUGCUGCACGCCGGCCAAAACAACUACCUCGCGGCCAUGACGCACCUUGGCGAGUCGCUAGAGCUCGCGUGGACCGACGUUUCGACGGGCGAGUUUCAUCGCUUGGCGACGACAUUGGACGAGCUCGAAAGCGAGCUUUGCCGCCUCAAUCCGACCGAGAUGCUCCUCCCGAUCAACGCCACGGCGAGUGCAACGGAUGUGUUUUGGCAGCUCGUCGAGGCCAAGCUGCCCGCCCACUGUCUCAAGACGUACCGACCGGCGUCGGCGUCGGCGUCGGCCAUGAUCACCGAGUACCUUCGGUACACGCACCUCGAGACGGACGCACCGGAAAAUGCCUCGGCGCUGCAGCCGCGCAUGCUCAUCGACGCGAGUGCGUGGCGGUCGCUGGAGAUCACCAAGUCGAUGCACGGGACCAAGCAGCACAGCCUUCUGCAAGCCGUUGACAAGACCAAGACGGCAGGUGGCGCGCGGCUCCUGGCGGCACACCUCUCGGCGCCGCUCGUGCGCGUUGAUGACAUUACCAAGCGUCAAGACGCCGUGUCGUGGCUGCUCCAGGAUACCCACGGUCUCUCCAAGCUGCGUCAUAUUCUGCAGGAGUGCGGCGACAUUGAGCGGAGCCUCCGGCGUCUUGCGAUGGGCAAUGGGACGCCGAAAGACCUCAAGCGAGUACGUGACACCGUGCUCGAGAGUCAAGCGCUGGCGCACUACUUGCGGGACGGCCCGCGCCACUGGCCGUGCGAGCUCAUUACGCGUCUCCGAGACGCCUUUCAUGUGCCCGAAGGUACGCGAUUUGUCAUGAAAGAUUAUGACAAUAUUGACCAAAAACGUCUAGUCGUCGCCAUGGCCAUCGACGUGCAAGCGGCGCUCGUCGACGACAUGACGCAACUCAACCAAAAGCACGAUUUUAUCCGCCCCGGGUAUUCAAGUGAACUUGAUAAAUGGCGCCGUCUCUGCCACGACUCGGUGACCGACCAGAUUCGAGACCUCCAACGCGAGUACCAGACGCUCACGGGCGUUGCAAAACUUCGCGUGGCGCGCAAGAAGCAGCACGUCGGCUGGUGUGUCGAAGUGCCCCAAGACACAUCGCCGCCGCUCGCCCCGCCCCAUUUUCAGCUGAUCCAAACGACAACCAAGACGCUUCGGUACCGGUCGCCUGCCCUCGACAAGCUCAACUCGGAUGUGUUUCACGCGUUGGACCAGAGUGUCGAGGUCGAGGAAGCGCUCUUCAAGGAGCUGCAAGGCCGUGUCUUGGCGGUGUCUGCCGCCAUUGAGACUUUGGGCGACGCGUUGAACCAGCUCGAUGUCGCGGCCAGUCACGCCCAGAACGCGUUGGACCACCAACUGGUGCGACCGACGCUGUCGGCCACGUCUGCCGACAUGCACAUUGUCGAGGGGCGUCACUGGGUCGUGGCGUCGGCGCACGAAGCCAACUUGCGCGCGUUUGUCCCCAACAGCUUGCAUUUCAGCUCCGACGACUCGUGCUGGAUCGUCACGGGGCCCAAUAUGGGCGGGAAGAGCACGUUUCUGCGACAGACGGCACACCUCGUGCUCCUUGCGCAGAUGGGCAGCUUUGUACCUGCUGUGAGCGCGCACAUUGGCAUCGUCGACCGCCUUUUUAGUCGGGUGGGCGCGUCGGACGAUCUCGCGUCCGAUCGGAGCACGUUUAUGGUUGAAAUGCAAGAGACUGCGACGAUUCUCAAGCAGGCAACGAAUCGAUCGCUCAUCCUGAUGGACGAGGUUGGCCGCGGCACGUCGGUGCAAGACGGCGUCGCCAUCGCCCAAGCCGUGGUCGAGGAGCUCCUUCGGCGCCAGAGCCGGACGCUCUUCGCGACCCACUUUACCGAACUUAGCAGCAUUUUUGCCAACGCGCAAGCCGUAUCGUUCCACCACAUGCAAGUCGCUCGCCACAAAAAGGCAGGUCUGAUCUUUUCCCACCGCGUCGUGCCUGGCGUCGCCAAAGAAUCGUACGGUGUCGAAGUCGCCGCCCUCGCCGGCUGCCCCGCCAACGUCGUCGAGCGGGCCAAGGCACUCGUGCAGCGCCAGAAAGAUGCGCUUGCCUCGGCGGCAGAGACCCCGUAGCUUUCGUCGGGCCACCUGCGACGUGUUUGCUCGUGCGACGGGGCAGCCGUACGCUGCC
Saprolegnia parasitica CBS 223.65 is the source of this 2578-nucleotide messenger RNA. RefSeq lists its product as hypothetical. Gene Ontology annotation, molecular function: ATP binding; mismatched DNA binding; ATP-dependent DNA damage sensor activity. NCBI's taxonomy places the organism in Eukaryota, Oomycota, Saprolegniomycetes, Saprolegniales, Saprolegniaceae. The record is from RefSeq and is a predicted model, not a curated record. The coding region runs from base 1 to 2520 and encodes 839 amino acids. The transcript has 20 exons. Gene Ontology annotation, cellular component: nucleus. Gene Ontology annotation, biological process: mismatch repair.